Guillardia theta CCMP2712 is the source of this 710-nucleotide messenger RNA. RefSeq lists its product as hypothetical. Lineage: Eukaryota; Cryptophyceae; Pyrenomonadales; Geminigeraceae. Bases 13 to 654 code for a protein of 213 amino acids. The transcript is spliced from 10 exons. The record is from RefSeq and is a predicted model, not a curated record.
GCGGUGAACUUCAUGGGGAAGAGUCCUUCCUCGAUGCUCUUGGAUCACGGCGUCGCCAACCCGAACAAGGAGGAGGGAGAGUUCAAAGUGUCUUUUGCAGUGUCCUCGCUCGAUCGAUUCUUUGACGACAAGGCGGAUAUCCUUGAGCAGGAGGGCCUGACGACAGAGAUGACGUUCACACUGAAGGCUGAUGGAACUCUGGAUGAAUACCUCCUCCCGUUCAUGCGAUUAGUGUGCAUUCAGAGCUUCGAUGCGUUCUUGCUGGAGUCUGUAUUCCGUCAGGAGGUCUGGGGCUUCGUCAACCUGCCAGUCAGUAAGGACAAUGAGAAGCUGAUGUUGGAAACUUUGAUCGCGACGUUCGAGGGCGCUCUUGACGACAUCGGCUCCUCGGAAUCAGAGGAUAUGUCCAUCGUCAGGGAUGCAUCGUCGACUUACCGACAGGUCCAGGCUGCCUACGUUAGGAUCGGAGAGAGGAGCGCGCUGAAGAAGACGAUCUACCUGCUCGAACAGGAGAUGGAAGAAAUGGAUUCAAAGGAGUACUACCAGGAGAGACGUUUGAAGUCUUUGAAUCUCGACAGGCCGGUAGACGAGUCCGAGAUCGUCGAUCCCAAUGUGGAGUUCGGCCGCGAGAGGGAUGCUCCAUGGAUGAGAUGAAUAUGCACACUCAGCCGAAGCUAGAGAAGUUAGUGAAAAAAUAUUGUUCUCAAUCC